Molecule: messenger RNA, 471 nt
Organism: Hydatigera taeniaeformis
Lineage: Eukaryota; Metazoa; Platyhelminthes; Cestoda; Cyclophyllidea; Taeniidae
Source: the annotation of a GenBank genome assembly
AUGGCCCAGAAAUUCCGUAGCAGUGAGUGGGACCCCUUCUUACUGACAGGUCAGAUAGUGUUUAUGCAAUGUCUUUUCUACGGUACCACGGGUGCUCUGUGCGCCCUGGUGAGCCCCAUUUCUCAGUGGCACACGAGUCUGCGUCUCCUCUUGGAUGACAGUGAGUUACGUUUUCGAGAUCUUCAAGGGCGUUGCCUCAUCGCCGUGUUUCUCCUCUCCGCCGGUCUCUGUGCUCUCGGGUUGUGGCGGUUGGUGCGACGUACCAAACUGUGCCUCGACUUCACCUGCACCCUCUAUUUCUGGCAUUUCAUAUUUUGUGCCCUCUACACCUCUUCCUUUCCCGUCUCGGUGGCCUGGUGGCUCACUGUUGCCGUUUCCGUCAUUUUCAUGACUAUUAUGGGUGAAUUCCUUUGCAUGCGAACCGAAAUGCAGGCUAUCCCCCUGGGUGGAGCUACCAGUAGUGUGGUAUGA